UCUCUGUAACUAAACUUCCAUCUUGUAGCUGCUGGAAAACCGAAAACUGCAGUGGCCGCUCUGUCAUCAAAUUCCACUGUCUUACUCAAACCUGAGACACACAAUCUUUCACCGUUGCUUUGGGUAAUCAAACCUUGGCCUCUGGGGAAGUCGGUGUCGACAAUAGACGUACACCCUCCGUGCACGCUUGCAAGUUCUCUUGUUAUAGCCUCCCUAGAACAACAGAUAGAUGGCGACGGAGAUAGAGUGCUGUGGGACGCGAUUCGCGCUGUACGUGUUGAUAGUGAUAGGGUUGGUGUGCUUUGCCGGACUGAUGGCUGGUCUUACUCUCGGUCUCAUGUCUUUGGGCCUCGUCGACCUUGAGGUUCUCAUGAAGUCUGGUCGUCCUCAGGAUCGUGCCCAUGCUGCUAAAAUUUUCCCAGUGGUAAAAAACCAGCAUCUUUUGCUUUGCACGCUUUUGAUUGGCAACUCUUUAGCAAUGGAGGCUCUUCCUAUCUUCUUAGAUGCUCUUGUACCUCCAUGGGCGGCAAUCUUGUUAUCAGUCACGCUCAUCCUAAUGUUUGGGGAGAUAAUGCCACAAGCUGUCUGUACUCGUUAUGGCUUGACAGUUGGAGCAACAAUGGCACCCUUUGUUCAUGUUCUUCUUCUAUUAUUCUACCCCAUUUCUUAUCCAAUCAGCAAGGUUCUUGAUUGGAUGCUCGGCAAGGGACAUGCUGCCCUUUUAAGGAGGGCAGAGCUCAAGACUUUUGUAAACUUUCAUGGGAAUGAGGCUGGCAAAGGAGGAGAUUUAACGCAUGAUGAGACAACAAUCAUAACUGGUGCUCUUGAGUUGACUGAAAAGACUGCAAAAGAUGCCAUGACUCCCAUAUCAAAGGCAUUCUCCCUCGAUCUGGAUGCAACUCUAACUUUGGAGACACUGAAUGCAAUAAUGACCAUGGGUCAUAGUAGAGUUCCAGUUUAUGCAGGAGAUCCAACAAAUAUUAUUGGACUUGUUCUGGUUAAAAAUCUUCUAAUGGUUUAUUCAAAAGAUGCAGUUCCUCUAAGAAAAAUGAUUAUUAGAAAAAUUCCUCGUGUUGCUGACAACAUGCCUCUAUAUGACAUACUGAACGAAUUUCAGAAGGGUCACAGCCAUAUAGCCGUUGUGUAUAAGGACCUGAAUGCUAAAAAAGAAGUUCCUAAAGAGAGUAAAGAUGGGGAACAACUUGAAUUUAAAGACAGCUGCAAGAACAAGGGGAAAAAUGCAUUGUUGGAGAAAGGUGCCAAAUUGGAGAUGACUGACAGUUCUGAUGGAGGUCCACAGGUGAAGAAAAGCCCGCCAGCAACUCCUUCCUUUAAGAAGCGACAUAAAGGUUGUUCAUAUUGCAUCUUGGAUGUGGAGAAUGCUCCCCUGCCAACAUUUCCAGCCAAUGAAGUGGUUGUUGGUGUAAUUACAAUGGAGGAUGUCAUUGAAGAACUUCUCCAGGAGGAAAUAUUAGAUGAAACUGAUGAAUAUGUUAAUAUUCAUAACAAGAUAAAAGUGAACAUGCAGGCUUCCAAGGAGAAGGCCCCUGAUGCAAACAUAAUGCAGCCUUCUGUAAAGGGAUCAUCAUUGUUAUCAACUUCAAGCUCUGUCGGUAUCACUGCCGAUUCUCUCAACCCUCCUUUAGCAGUUUCAGGCUCACCUCAUUGAGCCAGUACAGGACCCGCUUGCAUGAGAAUGAAAUGUGAAAUAGGGUUGGGUUAAUAAGGCAGAGCAGGAGAUUGUUACUUGUGAAUGAUAUAUAGUGAAUCAUGUUAGGUUAUACAAAAAGGAAUCGUAGAAGAUGUAUUUUGGUGGUGUAUGUUAUAAAUUGAAAAAAUAAUGUAUGUGUGGCAGAUCCUGCAAGGGAGUUUGGUGUUCA
Messenger RNA from Prosopis cineraria, 1880 nucleotides. Its product is annotated as DUF21 domain-containing protein At1g47330. The transcript is spliced from 12 exons. The coding region runs from base 230 to 1669 and encodes 479 amino acids. Lineage: Eukaryota; Viridiplantae; Streptophyta; Magnoliopsida; Fabales; Fabaceae. Gene Ontology annotation, cellular component: intracellular membrane-bounded organelle. Gene Ontology annotation, biological process: magnesium ion homeostasis. The record is from RefSeq and is a predicted model, not a curated record.